AUGGUAUUAAUCGCCUUCUUCGUCGAGACCAGGUUCGACUUUCCGACUUCUCUGACACCGGCGAGCAUCGUGUCCUCUACGCAAUGGCUGCACUUCGCUGGCCCAUCAUCGAAUGCUGCGAUCCAAGGUCUUUUGACUUCGGGCUUGCGCAGUAUCACUAUUCUAUCGGGAAUCUGUUUGUUCUCGUCCAAGGUCAUGACCACGGCCACCAAAAACAUGCCGAUCAUCGACUUCCAGAACGGGCAGUGCAACGGUGCUACACUCUACGAGCUGGAGUACAUUGCCCGUAGUGCUCCAGCCAUUGCAGAUCUUGCUAUCGCCUCCCGACCCGCGGCGGAGCGGACUGGUCAUAAUCGCGAAGACAAAGCCUGCCAGCCACCCCAGAUUUGCUUGGACAUACCCAGUUUCCAUUACUACCAGACCAUCGACGAUCUAUUGCGGUCUGGUCGUUGUGGAUUCGCUGAGGCUCUGAAUUGGCUCUGUGCCAUUGAGACGCACCAUCAGCAGAUCUCGCAUAUCUUCUGUGGUUAUCUCCACGUCGAGCUACUGCGAAGAGACCCGUCCGUCAAACCAUGCGCCAUCAGUGUCACACCGGGGAGUGAACGAAUACUCUCGUGCAUCCGCAAGUCGCUCAUUAUGCUUACGCUUCCAUCGGUGCAACAAGCCGUCGUCGAUCUCGGUGUCCAUGAACCAGCCUGGACAAGGUUUAUGCAGUUUGUGCCCGACGCGGAAAAUCCAAAGGACUUCAAAUCCCUCGGGCAAAUGUUCUAUGUGUACCAGGUGGUACGGCACGCUCUAGGGGAUGAGUCAACACAACCAGACUUGUUGAUUAGUGUCGAGGACAGCGCGGAGCGCGGCGUGUAUUCACGCGCUCAAAAGCUUCUCAAAAGAAUCCGAGACGCUACAUCCUCAGCUUCGCCUGUACUACUAGAAACAUACCUCUGUCCGCGUGUCUUUGUCGAGAACAACGCUCACGGGUCGGAGCUUUAUGCCCAUGACCCGUAUCCAGCGUCAAUCUACGAGAAAUGCAACUCGGAGGGUAAUGGACCAUUUCUUAGCAGUUCAAGAACGCUCUUCAAGCUGGACUGUUCUGGUAGUCGCAGCGAUGUUUCCUUUGAUACUGAUGGGACGCUGUUGGAGCUGGACACUUUGGAAGUAAUUGAGAGAUUGUAUGGCGAGAGGGCGGCUACGCUGCUGCGGGAACUGGGUCAAGAGGUAGGCCUCUUUGACGGGCUGACGCAGCCUUAG
Alternaria novae-zelandiae is the source of this 1248-nucleotide messenger RNA. RefSeq lists its product as uncharacterized. Bases 1 to 1248 code for a protein of 415 amino acids. NCBI's taxonomy places the organism in Eukaryota, Fungi, Ascomycota, Dothideomycetes, Pleosporales, Pleosporaceae. The record is from RefSeq and is a predicted model, not a curated record. The transcript is spliced from 2 exons.